Messenger RNA from Triticum dicoccoides, 1602 nucleotides. RefSeq names its product phosphoribosylaminoimidazole-succinocarboxamide synthase, chloroplastic-like. Gene Ontology annotation, biological process: 'de novo' IMP biosynthetic process. The coding region runs from base 96 to 1289 and encodes 397 amino acids. The transcript has 12 exons. The record is from RefSeq and is a predicted model, not a curated record. Lineage: Eukaryota; Viridiplantae; Streptophyta; Magnoliopsida; Poales; Poaceae. Gene Ontology annotation, molecular function: phosphoribosylaminoimidazolesuccinocarboxamide synthase activity. Gene Ontology annotation, cellular component: chloroplast stroma; cytoplasm.
CGCUGUCCGCUCGCCCAAACCCCGCGCCGCACAGCCGCCACGGCCAGCAGCAGCAGCAACACACCCGCCGCAAAACCCGCGCCUGCCGGCCGCCCAUGUCUCCCUCCGCGCCGCCGGCCGCCCUCCGCCUCGCGAGCCCGCCCAAAGCCCUCCUCCCCGCGCUCUCACCGUCCUCCGCCCGCUCCCCCCGCCUCUCCAUGUCGACGACCCCCUCUCGUCCCCGCGCCACACCGCUCGCCGCGACAGCUGGCGGAGGCGGCGCGGCCCCUUCCCUCCUCGCCGCGGACCCGGGCCACCGCGACUCCGUCAUCCUCGCCGCGCGCGGUGCCAUGACGAACUGCCUCGGCGAGACCCACCUCGACCUCGUCGUCCCCGGGCUCCGCCUCGCCGCCAAGGGCAAGGUGAGGGAUGUCUACGAGAGCGGGGAGCACCUGGUGCUGGUGACCACCGACCGUCAGAGCGCGUUCGACCGUGUCCUCGCCUCCAUCCCAUUCAAAGGGCAGGUUCUUAACGAGACAAGCCUUUGGUGGUUCAAUAGGACCAGUCACAUCACUCCAAAUGCAGUGGUCUCUAGUCCUGACAGGAAUGUGACAAUUGCCAAAAGGUGCUCAGUUUUUCCAGUUGAAUUUGUUGUGAGGGGAUUCGUUACUGGAAGCACUGAUACAUCACUAUGGACAGUUUAUAACAAGGGCGUGAGGAAUUACUGUGGAAAUGCCAUUCCUGAUGGCAUGGUAAAGAAUCAAAAGCUGCCAGCAAAUAUCCUCACGCCAACAACUAAAGCUGCUGAUCAUGAUGUCCCUAUCACUCCUGAUGAGAUAGUCAAGUCAGGGCUGAUGUCCAAGGAUGAUUUUGAUGAGGCAAGAAGCAAAGCCUUAAGCUUAUUUGAGUGUGGACAGAAAGUGGCAUUAGAGAAUGGAGUAAUUCUAGUUGACACAAAGUAUGAGUUUGGAAAAACAGCUGAUGGGACAGUUGUGUUAAUUGACGAGGUACAUACACCUGACUCCAGCAGAUAUUGGAUUGCUAAUUCAUAUGAAGAGAGAUUCAAAUCUGGCCUUGAACCUGAAAAUGUUGACAAGGAGUUCUUAAGGCUGUGGUUCAAGAAUAAUUGCAAUCCAUAUGAAGAUAAGGUUCUUCCAGAAGCUCCAGAAGAAUUAGUUUCUGAACUUGCUUGGCGGUACAUAUUCCUGUUUGAAACAAUUACAAAUACGAAGUUUGAGAUCCCAGAAACACAGGAACCGAUCCAUGAGAGGAUAUCAAGGAACGUGGCACAAGCCUUACGGAAUUUAUAAUUGCUAACACUGAAAAAAGCACUUGCUCGUGACAAUAAGAGGUGCACUUUUGCUACUAAGAUUCCCUGUAGUUGCUAUGUGCACAUGAGAGCUAUGAGCUGAUGAGCCCAUUGAAGAUUGUUUUUUAUUUUCGACGAGCAGGAAUGCAUAUGCCUGGUUAUGUAAUGUGCGAUAGAGUAGAGAGAAAUAAUUGAAAGUGGUCACUGUUUCUGUUUGGGUGAGCAUCUGGUAUGCUCCACUGUUGACUAAAUCAUGUUUGGAGUGCUGAAGAAGAUAAAUGCAAUAUGCAACCUUCUACCUGUCUUGUGUAAAA